AUGUCUGCCUGGAGAAAAGCUGGUCUUACUUAUACUCAAUACAUUUCUGUCGCUGCCAAGACUCUACGUAGUGCUUUGAAGGCCGAAUUGCAAACUCAGAAUGUGUUGAGUCGUGGUCAAUCAGAUGCAUGUUUCACCAAGUAUGAAAAGGGUUCUCCAUUAGCUGACCCAAAAUUGUUAAGCAAAUAG
Molecule: messenger RNA, 189 nt
Organism: Maudiozyma saulgeensis
Lineage: Eukaryota; Fungi; Ascomycota; Saccharomycetes; Saccharomycetales; Saccharomycetaceae
Source: the annotation of a GenBank genome assembly